This is a messenger RNA of Lepisosteus oculatus (spotted gar), 3507 nucleotides long. Its product is annotated as mRNA decay activator protein ZFP36L1. The record is from RefSeq and is a predicted model, not a curated record. Gene Ontology annotation, molecular function: metal ion binding; mRNA binding. Lineage: Eukaryota; Metazoa; Chordata; Actinopteri; Semionotiformes; Lepisosteidae.
GCUACUUUUAAGUCUACGAACCCGAUCACUUCACAUACAUUUCAUUAGAAACCCACAAGCAGCUGCAGUACUAUACCAGCAUUAUCGACGGUGCAGAAUACAUUGUAAAGCAUACUGAAAAUACAAAGUCUAUUAGUAUUUUAUUCGGAGAAUACAAACGAUAACAGCUGCAAUAUUUCUCCCCAAGUAACAUAUUCCGUAAGCCCCGAAAGAUACCAUUUGCGUUGUUUUCUUAAGAGCGUCGUUUUGCAGGCAUCUGUUUACUUCCGCGAAAGCCGCACCGGAGCAAAGCGAGCGUCGUGCCCGAAACGCGAUGAAUUCAGAAACCGUGUAAAAUCCCGACAGGGUGGACCGAGGGGCAGGGAACGCUACGAGGCUUCAAAAUCUAAAAUACUUAUGUAAUACUUCUUUCAAGUGUCGGAUGGAUUUUUUUUCAAAUCAAAUACACUUUAUUUCUCAAAACGCAUUUCACAGUAGAUACACGUUCUAACAAACGAUUAAAGCUAACAUCAAAUAGACACAACUUCCUAACAGGCGGUGAUCGUCCAUUAUCAGUCCUUGCACGUGGAUGAUGGGGCCGGAUUUGCGCAAUGAGAGAGUCCCUACGAGCCCUAUCACUUACUUUUGCCCAUUCCCCUGUCCCGGCUCUGAAAAGGCGGAGCAGCAGCUCAGGUGACAGGGAUUUCCACUAGUCUUCACGGAUGCGUACUUAUCGGCCCCGAGUCCACAAACGAAUAGGGUGGAGUUGGACUGCACCACAGUGCGCUAUUAGAAAGGGGCCCCCCAUUGGUGAAAACGCGCCUGCUUGCGUCGCCCGGAGGUGGAGUCACUAUUGAGCGCUCGGCACUAUUUAUGAAAGAUUCCAGAACAGCUGCUGCUAAGUUUUUCUUGGUCAGGGCAGUAAAAGCAGCUGAACUUUCUGACUGACUGUUACUGGGAUAAAACUAACGAGCCAGCAUGCCCUCCAACUUCCUCACGCCGUUCUUGGAGUUGGAUGACGAGUUUUGCAAGAACUUCCUCAGUCUGGACAUGACAGAUGGCGUAGCGCCCGGAGCUCAGAAGAGGACUGUGAGCUUUCAGCGCCGGCACUCCAUGUCCCCCGUCUCCCUCCCCAACUCCAAGUUCAACAGCGGCAGCGCGGACCAGCUGAGCGAACCGGUGAGCUGGCCCGUGCAGCCCGGCAGCCAGAGCUGGAGCCGGGACCUGCAGCAGCAGUUCCCCAGGUCGUGUCUCAGCCAGAUUCCGUUUCGGGUCGACCGCUCGGUCAGCAUGAUCGAGAGCCAGGUGAGCAACUUCGGGAGCGCCGGGCAGGGGGCUGCGCCGUCUCCCGCAGUCCUGCCGCCGCCUCCCGGGCUGAGCGCCAGCGCUUCUUCGCUGUCGCCUACCAAGUCGCCCGCUUCCACUCCCCCCGUCUCGUCCCGCUACAAGACCGAGCUGUGCCGCACCUACGAAGAGAGCGGGAACUGCAAGUACGGGGCCAAGUGUCAGUUCGCCCACGGGCUGGAGGAGCUGCGAGGCCUGAGCAGGCACCCGAAGUACAAAACGGAACCGUGCCGCACUUUCCACACGAUCGGCUUCUGCCCGUACGGUGCCCGCUGUCACUUCAUCCACAACGCGGACGAGCAGCGCUCCGCCCAGGCGCCCAGCGGUCCUCAGCCGCCGCGGGGGCGCCCGCAACUGCUGCGCCAAAGCGUCAGCUUCGCCGGCUUCUCGUCCCCGGCGCUCUCCGGCUUCCACAGCGCCCAGGAGCCUCUGACGUUCUCCAGGGCCUCCUCGGUCUCCCCCCCGCCUUCCACUGGAAGCCCCGACCUCCUCUCUCCCAUCUUUCCCGAGCCUGGAGCUCUGAAGCACGGCUACCAGUUCGGCGGGGACGCGGGCGGCGACCAGCCGCUCACUCCUCGCUUUUGCGCGGUCAGCGACUCCCCCUGCGCUCACUGCGCUCAGCCUCCUGCCGGCCAGAACAGGCACAGAACUGCCUUCACUUUCCCGGGCUUGCCUUUGCUCCAGAGAAGCGCCUCCGCCGACUCCCUCUCGGACCAGGAGGGCUACACCAGUUCCAGCAGCCUCAGUGGCUCCGAAUCUCCCAGCUUCGAGUCCAAACGCCUCCCGAUUUUCAGCCGCCUUUCCGUAUUGGACGACUAGAGGAGCUUGACCAUUUAAAGUGCAUAUUGCAUUUUCUCUGAAGCAGUUUCGCCACUGCCUUGUUUUAUACGCGUGACUUUUUUUUUUUAUCCAGACACUGUAUACUGUUGUAUACCCCUUUAGCUACUAUGGGUACCGUUAAAUUAGCUUUAAACUUUUUUUUAAUAUUGUCUUUCAGCGAAAGUAACAAGAAAGUUCUGUUUAAGAAUUUUCCGUACCCAUUUUUGUACUUUUUAAUAAUGAAUGCGAUAAAAAAAUAACUAACUAGGGCUUGUGUAGAGACUAAUACACAUUGUAAAUGUCUGUUCAUGUCACUUACGUGUAGUGGCUUUGUAUCCACGUUUAAUGUCACACAAACAACUUCAAAACCGUGGUUUAUUCCACACCUGAGCCCUUAUAGUUUGUGUUGCCAAAGCUAAUUAGAAGAUCCGAGGUUAAUAGAGUUAAUAUGUCUCUGUUUAUUCCAAAAUGUAUGUAAAGUGUAGCCUUUAGUAAAGGCAUCUUUAAAGACAGUAUUAUUGACUAGCCUACCAUUUUAGUGCUUUCUAUUUAUUGGUAUUUUUUGUCCUAAAACAGUAUUGCUUGUAUUGUUUUCUUACUGUGUGAAAAUGUUACUGUUUCUUUUUUAAUGCAAUGUUAAAUAGAGGCUUUAAAGAGUUCAUCUUUGUUUUGGGCUAUUUUGUAGCUUUAUGGGGGAAAAAACAGACUUCCUUGAAUGUAGGAAACGAGCUCAGGAUGUUGACUAAGGAGAGGUUAGGAGCUUCCUCUAAACUGGAGAAAACUAAUUUUCAGCUGUAAUAGAUCUCAAGAAACCAUAGAUCCAGAGCCAAACUGAUUGUUCUUGUUACCCAAACUGCCAUUUUUUAGUUUUAGAACUGCUGUUUCCAAUUUAACCCAUGUUCACAGCAAACAGUCCUUAGAAACUUCUGAAGUAAUAGAAGAGUGUCAAAAGUAAUUUUCGAUGAAUUUCAGCAGCUUGCAUAUGUUCAGAAGCACGGAAUGUAAAAAGGUGAAUAUGCCAAUGCAUUUUGCAGUACUGGGGGGUUACAUGGCACUCAGAAGACAAGAGUUGUGAGGCUGUUGUGGUAAACUGGUUCCAAAACAAUACAAACUAAGAAGACAAAUCCUUUCAGACGUGUAAAAAAUUAUGCCAUUGGAGAAAAUGGAUGCUUCCAUUUAGUCCCUGAAUUGUACAACUUCUAUCCUUCCUUUAAGUUGCUUAUAGUUUUGUAAGAAAACAAAAUUUUGUAUGUAUACCUGCAUCAGACAUUACUUUUUUUUAGUUUUUGAUCUAGUGCAAACUUAGCCAAGAAGGAUAUUAUACUGUGUAACUCUUGCCUUAACUUCAUGACAGGAAAAAAAAAA